Messenger RNA from Osmia lignaria (orchard mason bee), 2020 nucleotides. RefSeq lists its product as uncharacterized. Gene Ontology annotation, molecular function: G protein-coupled receptor activity. Gene Ontology annotation, cellular component: membrane. Lineage: Eukaryota; Metazoa; Arthropoda; Insecta; Hymenoptera; Megachilidae. The record is from RefSeq and is a predicted model, not a curated record. Gene Ontology annotation, biological process: G protein-coupled receptor signaling pathway.
AACAAACUUCAACAACCUUUCCAGUUCUUCAGUAUUAUUUCUGUUCGCGAGUCAGGCGCGUCGUAGGAAUAAAAAUUCUUCAUAAUCAGUGAAAUUUCGAGUGCUAAUUAUGCCAAACACCACUGGAGGCUCAAAGUGGCGCCCAAUGGCCCUCAAUAACUCGAAACAUGCCCACGUUUCGAAAUACGCCUUCGAACACAUGGAAAUACCUUUUCCAACGUAUUCCUCUGCUUGUGACAGGACGACCAGUCCCACGAAGAUCAACAUCAUCGUCUCAAAUAUCCCACUGAUAAACGCUCGGAUCAUGAAUCUAACGUUUCUUUCACUUGGAGCAACCAUGAAUCUCUUGAUCGUCCUAGUGAUCCUCUCGAAAUCAUCCAUGAGGACGUCGUGGCACCUGUACAUCGUCAGUAUGGCCUGUUCCAACAUGCUGAUCCUGAUGGAGCCUCUCGAAGAAGUACUCAAAUGGUUGUUCGAUGUAAAAAUGAAGCUAAAUAUGGACUACGUCUGCUUGAUCAACUUCGACGUAUCGAUAAUAACAAUAGCAAUUUUGAAGUUCAUGCUCUAUAUAAACAUUUUUCAGCGUCAGACACCUUUUGGGUAUGUACUUGUGAAACGGUACACCACCGUAAAAGCGAUCUUUUUAGUUUGGGUCUCGUGCACCAUGUCCAUUGCUAUUGGAUUGCAUAUAUACGAUUUCUUCGAGGGGGACAUGGCUGAUAUGUACGUUUGGAGCACGUUUAUGUUCUCCGUUCUACCGCUUAUUAUAUUCGUCGUUCUGGAUUCACUGAUCAUUUACGAGCUGAUGAUACUGAAGGCUAUCGAAGGAUCGUGGCGAUCGAAUCAGUUGAGACAUUAUUAUAUGUUGGUGAUCAUAGGGAUCGUGUUUUUCCUGAUUCGAGCACCAUAUCGAAUCGCAAGGGCGAUCAAUUUCAUUGAACCCAAAGCGUUAUGUUGCACAGACGGCAAAAGGGAAGUGCUCUAUUUCAUGGCCAAGACGUUCCCGAUUAUUUUUGCAAUCAUUUACAUCUCAUUGUCUACUGAAUUUCGGAAAUCUCUUCAGGAGAUUCUAAGAUGCCAGUGUCAACCUUCUAACGAAACGCAUGUUGAUAUAAUUGUUUAACAAUACACUGACUGCAAUCGAUAAAUCAUUACGACUUGAUAAAAAUUGCAGCAAAAAUAAGAAUAUUCUCCUGAUGUGUAGGAGAAUCGAAAAAAGAUACACCGGCAAUUUCCAGCACAUUUGUAAAGCAGAGAAGAGAGGCUGGGUGUCACACUCGCAAAGUUGCGAAUUCAUUGCACUCUCUGUAUGCAAAUUCGGCCACGUCUGCCGAGUGCUUAAGUCGAUGGAGAGCCGUGCUUACGUGCGAGCACGCGUGUGCUCGACCGAAUAACUACGUGCACUUUGUAUCUGCCAGACUGCCAGAGGAAAAAAAAGAACUAAAAAAGAGCUCCAACCAUAAUCUUUCUAGUACCUAAACGAGAAAAUUCCCUUCGAAAACUCCAAUUGUUAAUGCCUUAUCGAUGCAUACCGAAGAAGUUGUACUUUGCAAAAGUUUCAAACGUAUGUCUUGGUACAAAAAGUACCAAUGUCAUAUUUUUGAAAAAAUUAAUUAUUGAAUUCGUAAACAAUUGUAUAUUCUAUCUCAAAUUCUAUCUAGAAAUUAUUAUGUUAACAUUUGUACAUGCUACAGUCAAACUUUUUCAUAAAAUAAAUUCAUGUAUUUUUGUAAAAGACACAAAUAGAAUAAGCUUUAAUGCUUUCUUUUUUUAUUAGAAAAGAAAUCAAGGCCGAAUCAAGAUUUCUGGGACCCAGGACUAUAAAAUCGAAAAUUUAAAUUUAUUCUGAAUAAAAUUAAAUAAUAUUUAAUCGUAAAGAAAAACGGCGAUAGUAAAAAAGUUUCAUAUUAUUAUUAAUAUUAAAUAAUAUUUUUAUUUAAUAUAAAAUACCAUUGAAAAAGCUUCAUUUCAUUUAUACUGCAAAACCUAAAGCUAUUCAUUCCUUCGAAUAAAAAACCUU